AUGGACGCCCCGGAGCAGCAGCCCGACCCCGACGGCGGGGACGCCCCGGGCCAUGAGCCCGGGGGCAGCCCCCAAGACGAGUUCGACUUCUCCAUCCUCUUCGACUAUGAGUAUUUGAAUCCUAUCGAAGAAGAACCGAAUGCACAUAAGGUCGCCAGCCCACCCUCCAGACUCGCAUACCCCGAUGAAGUCCUGGACUAUGGCCUCAAGCCAUACAGCCCCCUCCCCAGUCUCCCUGGCGAACCCCCCGGCGGAUUCGGAGAGCCGGAUAGGGUAGGGCCGCAGAACUUUCUGAGCCCGGCGGCCAAGCCAGCGGGGGCCUCGGGCCUGAGCCCUCGGAUCGAGAUCACUCCAUCUCACGAACUGAUGCAGGCAGGGGGCCCCCUCCGCGGCAGAGACACUGGCCUGCUGGGGGAGCAGCCGCCCCUGGCCGGCGUGGCCGCCAGCCCGCGGUUCACCCUGCCCGUGCCCGGCUUCGAGGGCUACCGCGAGCCGCUUUGCUUGAGCCCCGCUAGCAGCGGCUCCUCUGCGAGCUUCAUUUCCGACACCUUCUCCCCCUACACCUCGCCCUGCGUCUCGCCCAAUAACGGCGGGCCCGACGACCUGUGUCCGCAGUUUCAACACAUCCCUGCUCAUUAUUCCCCCAGAACCUCGCCAAUAAUGUCACCUCGAACCAGCCUCGCUGAGGACAGCUGCCUGGGCCGCCACUCGCCCGUGCCCCGUCCGGCCUCCCGCUCCUCGUCGCCUGGUGCCAAGCGGAGGCAUUCGUGUGCCGGGGCCUUGGUUGCCCCGCUGCCCGGAGCCUCACCCCAGCGCUCCCGGAGCCCCUCGCCGCAGCCCCGGGACGACGGCGCCCCCGCUGGGUACCCCCCCACGGCUGGCUCGGCCGUCCUCAUGGAUGCCCUGAACAGCCUCGCCGCGGACUCGCCUUGUGGCAUCCCCCCCAAGAUGUGGAAGACGAGCCCCGACCCCUCGCCGGUGUCCGCCGCCGCCCCGCCCAAGGCCGGCCUGCCCCGCCACAUCUACCCGGCCGUGGAGUUCCUGGGGCCCUGCGAGCAGGAGGAGGGGAGGAGCUCGGCCCCCGAGUCCAUCUUGCUGGUGCCGCCCACCUGGCCCAAGCAGCUGGUGCCUGCCAUUCCCAUCUGCAGCAUCCCAGUGACUGCAUCUCUCCCUCCGCUUGAGUGGCCGCUCUCCCACCAGGCGGGCUCCUAUGAGCUGCGGAUAGAGGUGCAGCCCAAGCCACAUCACCGCGCCCACUAUGAGACCGAAGGCAGCCGAGGGGCUGUCAAAGCUCCAACUGGUGGCCACCCGGUUGUUCAGCUCCAUGGCUACAUGGAAAACAAGCCCCUGGGACUUCAGAUCUUCAUUGGGACAGCUGAUGAGCGGAUCCUUAAGCCCCACGCCUUCUACCAGGUGCACCGAAUCACGGGCAAAACCGUCACUACCACCAGCUACGAGAAGAUCGUGGGCAACACCAAAGUCCUGGAGAUCCCUCUCGAGCCAAAAAACAACAUGAGGGCAACCAUUGAUUGCGCCGGGAUCCUGAAGCUUCGGAACGCCGACAUCGAGCUGCGCAAAGGCGAGACGGACAUCGGCAGGAAGAACACACGGGUGCGCCUGGUGUUCCGCGUGCACAUUCCAGAGUCCAGCGGCAGGAUCGUCUCCCUGCAGACGGCGUCUAACCCCAUCGAGUGCUCCCAGCGAUCCGCCCACGAGCUGCCCAUGGUGGAGAGACAGGACAUCGACAGCUGCCUGGUUUACGGGGGCCAACAGAUGAUCCUCACCGGACAGAACUUCACGGCCGAGUCCAAAGUCGUGUUUACCGAGAAGACCACAGAUGGGCAGCAAAUUUGGGAGAUGGAAGCUACGGUGGAUAAAGACAAGAGCCAGCCCAACAUGCUUUUUGUUGAGAUCCCCGAGUAUCGAAACAAGCACAUCCGUGCAUCGGUGAAGGUGAACUUCUACGUCAUCAAUGGGAAAAGGAAACGAAGUCAGCCUCAGCACUUUACCUACCACCCAGUCCCAGCCAUCAAGACGGAGCCCACCGAUGAGUACGACCCCACCUUGAUCUGCAGCCCCGCGCACGGGGGCCUGGGCAGCCAGCCUUACUACCCACAGCACCCAGUGGUGGCCGAAUCCCCCUCCUGCCUCGUGGCCACCAUGGCGCCCUGCCAGCAAUUCCGCUCGGGGCUCCCGUCCCCCGACGCCCGCUACCAGCAGCAGAACCCAGCGGCCGUCCUCUACCAGCGGAGCAAGAGCCUGAGCCCCAGCCUGCUGGGCUACCAGCAGCCGGCCCUCAUGGCCGCGCCCCUGUCCCUGGCGGACGCCCACCGCUCCGUGCUGGUGCACGCCGGCUCCCAGGGCCAGAGCUCCCCGAUGCUCCACCCCUCCCCGGCCAACCAGCAGGCCUCACCGGUGAUCCACUACUCGCCCACCAACCAGCCGCUGCGCUGCGGCAACCACCAGGAAUUCCAGCACAUCCUGUACUGCGAGAACUUCGCGCCCGGCCCCACCAGGCCUGGCCCGCCCCCCGCCAGUCAAGGCCAGAGGCUGAGCCCGGGCUCCUACCCCACGGUCAUUCAGCAGCAGAGCGCCACCAGCCAAAGAGCCGCCAAAAACGGACCCCCGGUCAGUGACCAAAAGGAAGUAUUACCCACAGGAGUGACAAUUAAACAGGAGCAGAACUUGGACCAGACCUACUUGGAUGACGGUCACAGAUACAGCUCCUGUACCUUUUGAAGGAAAGGAGUUUUCAAACAGAGACACCCAAGGAACGUGACCCGAGCAGGCCUGGCUUCCGGGCUGAAGAAAAAACCAGAAGCCGGACCGUCCUCCUUAGGGACCGCCUGGUCCCGGCCACGGUCGGGCCACGGCUGAACCCUUAUUGGUCAGUUUCCUCCUUCUGAAGCAAGACUGUCUGGCCCACACCAGAUGACCGGUUAAAACUCAGCCUUAAGUUAUGAGACGUGUCCACGUUUGUUACUUUUGUCUCCGCUUCCAAGAGCCAGCCGGAGGUGGCUGGAUUGGGGGAGCUCUCUGGGCCCGCUGCUCCUCAACCCUGCAGAGAGCGGCAGGCCUGGUGCAGGGAGCCCAGCCCGCGGCGUGAGCACCGGCCUCUGCAGGCCUGCAGGCCGAGGGCUUUCUGCUAGCCUCGCUUGCUUUCUCCCUGGUGGCCAGAGCGCUUGUCCAUGAACUGGUGAAGAAGAUCUCAAGCGUGUGCAUUGAGAAUUGUGAGAAAGAAUCCUAGAAAAGCUAUAGCAACCAAAGGGGAAAAAAAAAAAACCCAAAACCAAAAAAAAACACGGAAACGGUGCAGGGAUUUUUGUGAAGUAUGAAACGAAGCAAGCGGCGGGCAGGCCUGAGUAUUUCUGUAAGUGGGUUCCCCCAUGACCAGGGUGGAACUCCCUCUCUGGCCUAGCCUCUGAGUAGGACAGCAAGCUCGGGCUUUGGCCCCAAGUUCACUGGUUAUUUUUAUUUUUAUACCCAAGCCCAUCUCCAGCGCCCCUCCAUCCCAAGACACCUGUCUGCAUUAGCCGCUUUAUCUGCGCCGAAGAGAAUCAACCUGCGUGCCUCCCUCAGAUGGAAGGAGCGUCCCCAAAGGGGUGUAUGGGGGGAUUUUUCUCCCCCCUUGUCUCUACUGCACACACCGAGUCCUCUAGAGUCUUCCUCCUUUGGUGCAGUUUUUGCAAACACCUGAAACUCUCAAAGUUCUCGGCAGGGGAGUUUCUCAUCGCACAGAUGUGUUCCUGUUUACCUUCCUGGGGACACCCUGAGGCAAGCCGGGACUUCGUUUUCAGCCACUCUGCUUGCUCCCCGCUUAUCCACACAGAACAUAAAUAUUCCUGCCACUCUUCCAAAGGCUCUCCUCGGGGAUUUCUCGGUCAGCUCGGCUAGGUAGAAGCCUAGGAGAAGAAUCACAGCCUUUAACGGCUUGCUGUGGGUUUUUGGAGUCCCGGCUUCCUUGUCAAGGUGACGCAGAGAUGAAACCUUCCCCACGGUGUGGCCAGGAGCAUGAGGCUUGGGGACUACAGCCCGGAGGGUCUUGUGCUGCGGAGAGUGGAUGAGAACACCCAGUGGAUGAGAACACUCCACCUUUCAGUGGAGACCUAGCAUUUAUCUUCCCCAACAAUGGAGGGGCUGCUCUUCAAGCCCAAAGUUUGGCAAAAUCCUUCUUUUAUACAAAAUGCCAGUAAGAGCUUGACCGCUGUUGCAGAACUUCUGGGAUGUGAAAUUCUUCCUAAUUAAUAAAAGGGUUCCUUACACCAGCAGCUUCACGUAAAGCAGUUUCUCUCCAGCAAUACUGACUUCCCUGGGGAAGAGUUAAAGUGUUUGGUGAGUGAUCUGUUCUCCCUUGACCUGGCUGGGAACCUUAACCUUUUUCUUUUUCUUUUUUUUUUUUUUUUUUUUUUUGCACAUGAGGGAAUUUGGCCUUUCCUCAGUUAUCUGAAUGUUUUACCCAAGUGCCUUCCUGCUAUUGUAGCAAAGUCUCCCUGCUUCGUUGUGCCUGGAUGGGGCGAACAAGGGCUAACGUGUAUUUCCACCGAUCUUCCAACUCUGUCCAUGAAAAGGGGGUCCCGCUAGUUGAGAGUCUUUAACACACAUAUGUGGGUGUGUGGGUGUGUGUGCGCACGCAUCUAAUGCACACACAAGCUUUUUCUAAGACCUCCUAGCUGGAUAUUAGAGGAAGCAUGUCCAUAAACAACUAUACCAAAUAACAAAAGACAGAGAAACCAAAGCAUUAGUUUUGAGACCUAAACAGGCGAGAGAAUGGGUAUUAGGAACUGACAGUGAUCAAGAAAGUUUGGUCGGUAACAAACGCCAGGAGGAAAUUUUGCCAAGAGGAAUCACUCAUGAAAUAUUUUCAGUCUGGGAAGAGGCAAUAUGAUCCUCUAAGAGAAGGAGAAAAACAAGGAUGUCUAAGUGGUAAAGAUGUGUGUGUUGCACGUGAUAGAAAGGAUCUCAGGUUGAGGUUUGCACUUGCUACAUCCAAGGUAAAUGGGUAGCGCCACCAACAGAAAUCUACCGUGUUGCUGAAUGUAGUAGAUUUCCAAAGUCUGCAAGUCUUCUGGUAUUGUACAAAAAUACUGCUGCUUCAUAAUAUAUAAGAGCGAUCCAAAUUAGUAGGUUAUUAAAUUUUAUUUUCUUAUCUGUAUGUUUAUGCUUUUUAUCUGUCCUGAAAAUAUCACACACACCCUCUGUUGGAAUUAGAAAAUAUUUAUAAAUGGUUGAAAUCUUUUUCAGGUGUUUCUUUUUGCAUAUGUUGAUUUUUUUCCCCCUAAGGGAAAUGAUGUAUUCUUGAAACUGUGUGAUUCAUGCUGGCAAAGCAAACAAAAGCCAAAAUCCCAGCUCCAAGCCUGUCAGUCACCAGAGUCUUAGAAGAAAGCGUCCCUGGAGACGGGGGAUGGCUUUGCUGAAGAAGGAACGCUCUGAUGCUCGCUUAGGAGGAUGUAGAGUUCAGCUCUGAGCCUUCAUCUGGUCAUGGAGGAGAACUGUCAAGUGUUGAGAUUCCCCCACAGCAGUGCCUAGUAGGUGAUUCUGAAUUAAAAACAAAACUGCCUGUAUUGUAAUGGGAUUCUGGAAGAGUUCUCGUUCACAGAACCCUAAGUGCGGGCUCCUGUUUACAGAGCUAACCAAAUCCGGGUAGAUAAGCCCCCCUCCCCCAUGCAUUAUCCAAAGGACCUGCAGAGUUUUCCAGCAGGGACACACCCUCGAUGAAUCAGGUUGAUUUCUUCUAGAAGCUGGGAAGCACUGAUGUGGCCUUUCUUGUUUACAUCCAGUAGCCAAGACGUCGUUCUCAGGAAGCCAGCCUUGGCCAGUGUGGGAGCGGUCCCUUGUAGACAGAUUGGAAGCUGAUGUGUUCUAGUUGUCACUGAAUGUGUUUAUUUUCAUGUCAAACACUUUCCAAGUGCUUUCUGUCAUUCAGAAUCGAAAGGCUGUCAGAGGUCCGCUUUUUGUAAACGCGAACAAUUUUGUUCACAUUUAUAAGAGGCAUGGGGGUUGUGACAUUCUUGACGAGCUGCGAUAAACCUUCCUGCACUCAGCUUUUGGCAGGUACCCAGCACAUCCUAACCUCCCUUGGAGAUGGUCCCUGAGCAAGUCACCCUGAAAAGGAGAUGGGGUGCGGGGAACACUGACCAUUCCGCCUUGAUGCACCUGUUAGCGGACCAAACACCUGCAAGCUUCCUGGCUCAGGGGGUUGGGUGCACUGGAUACGAAGCCGUUCCCUGUAGAGAGGUGUUUUCAGCAUGGCGGCCGUGUAAGCAGACAGAGGCUGGGGCUGGGACAAACUUAGCCUCCAGAGCAUCUUGUCGAAGAAACUUCCUUACCCCCAUUGCCUCUACAGCCCUCAGAGGGGAGAAAAUGUUGACAGUGCUCUGUUAGUUCUCCGACAAACCGAAUUCUCUGCAACAGGCGGUGCUGGAAGGCUUAGGUUUUUUAGAAAUCUCGACUGUUAAAGAAGUUUGAAUACAUCACAUUCCUAUGCAAAACGUUUUUAAUCUCCAGUUUAAUGUAGUUUAUUUUUGCUAUAUGUAAAGUAUUUUUAUACGGCUUGUAUCAUGAUAGUUUAGCAAUAAAACGGUUGAAAGCAA
Messenger RNA from Neogale vison (American mink), 6590 nucleotides. It is a transcript of the gene NFATC2, whose product is annotated as nuclear factor of activated T cells 2. Lineage: Eukaryota; Metazoa; Chordata; Mammalia; Carnivora; Mustelidae. Gene Ontology annotation, molecular function: DNA-binding transcription factor activity, RNA polymerase II-specific; transcription factor binding; RNA polymerase II cis-regulatory region sequence-specific DNA binding. The record is from RefSeq and is a predicted model, not a curated record. The transcript is spliced from 10 exons. Gene Ontology annotation, cellular component: transcription regulator complex. Gene Ontology annotation, biological process: calcineurin-NFAT signaling cascade; regulation of transcription by RNA polymerase II; cytokine production. The coding region runs from base 1 to 2739 and encodes 912 amino acids.